Racocetra fulgida is the source of this 1020-nucleotide messenger RNA. The record is from the annotation of a GenBank genome assembly. NCBI's taxonomy places the organism in Eukaryota, Fungi, Glomeromycota, Glomeromycetes, Diversisporales, Gigasporaceae.
AUGAUUGAUAAAUUCUACCCAGUAAUUGAUCGAAUUAAAAAACUACUAUGUCCUGAUGGUUUAUUCGGAAUAGCGGACUUUUAUGUUUCUUCUCGUGUGAUUAGUGAUGAUGUACAAGUUCAACAAGGGACACUAAAUCGUCAUUGCAACUGGUUUACUCGAUGGUUUUGGCAAAUUUGGUUUGAAUUCGACCAUAUUAACCUACAUCCAUGUCGUCGUGACUAUGUUGAAUAUCAAUUCGAUACAAUAAAAAGCUUUAACGGGCGCAACCAUUUCCUAAUUCCUUAUUUGGUCCAGAUUCCUUACUAUGUCUGGUUGGGUACUAGCAAAUCCUCAAAUUCUGCCUCCCAUGUUAAUUUAAAUCCUAUAGAAACCAUUUCAUUGGCUUCUUCGGAAAAGUCUUCCAAAACUUCUGCUGGAUCCAUCUCAAACAAGUCUUUUGUAAAUAGCCCGGUUUGGCGUCAACCUUAUAACCCUAUUUUACCGCGUCACACUCAAUUUAAUACUUAUAUUUAUGCGUUUACGUGGGAAGAUCCACGCGAAGAUCUGAAAGUACUUAAUUUGAGUGAAGAAGAUAGUAUGCUAGUUAUUACUAGUGCUGGAGAUAACUUAUUAGAAUAUGCUUUAAAAGCAAAUCCCAAACGGAUACACUGUGUAGAUCUUAACCCAUGUCAGAGUGGUGCUUUAGAUAGUAUUAGAAUUCAUACUAAUUAUAUUGUUGAUGCUUUGAAAGGAUUAAAUGAGGGGGAGUUGACAAGAGCUGUUUUAAUGGAUCACAUAGAUUGGUUUUCAGAAAGUGAGGCGGAGGAAGAGAUUAAACAAAUAGCAAGAGCUGUUAGGAAAGGUGGUCAGGUGUUUUGGAGAUCAAGUGCUAGGCAUCCGUGGUAUAAUAAGGUUUUCGUCAAGCACGGCUUUGCUGUUGAGCCGAUUUGUAUUCGAGAACCUGGGUCUGCUUCUACCGUGCGACUAGGAUUUAAUUGUUUCUACAGUCCCAUAGUGCUGGACUCCACCGGAGCGACU